Messenger RNA from Oreochromis aureus, 1311 nucleotides. It is a transcript of the gene slc25a55b, whose product is annotated as solute carrier family 25 member 55b. The record is from RefSeq and is a predicted model, not a curated record. Lineage: Eukaryota; Metazoa; Chordata; Actinopteri; Cichliformes; Cichlidae. The coding region runs from base 240 to 1244 and encodes 334 amino acids. Gene Ontology annotation, molecular function: L-aspartate transmembrane transporter activity; L-glutamate transmembrane transporter activity. Gene Ontology annotation, biological process: aspartate transmembrane transport; L-glutamate transmembrane transport; malate-aspartate shuttle. The transcript has 10 exons.
CCAAGUCAGGUCAAAAGCGCACCUAGCUGUAGCUUGUCUCCUUCCUCUUUCUACUCAUUCAUUAAUUUAUUAACCGAAGAUGAUGACUGGUGGAUAUGAAGCAGCGUUAAAGUCUUUAACCUUAUUUUAAGGCGUGCUGUCCCAGCUCUUUUCGUGUCUCUCAGGGACUCUCAGCCUGCUCUCCCUCUGUGGCCUCCUUUGUGCUAAAACAACUUCUGCACUCACCAAAUUCAGGAACCAUGGCCCAGCAACAACAGAUAAGUCUACCAGCCAAACUGAUCAAUGGAGGGAUUGCAGGCAUGGUAGGAGUCACCUGUGUGUUCCCAAUCGACUUGGCCAAGACCCGCUUGCAGAACCAGCGCAGUGGGCAGCAAAUCUACAAGAACAUGAUGGACUGCCUAGUGAAGACAGUUAAAUCUGAAGGGUACUUUGGCAUGUACAGAGGUGCUGCAGUAAAUCUAACCCUGGUAACCCCAGAGAAGGCCAUCAAACUAGCUGCUAAUGAUUUCUUUCGCCACAUGUUGAGCAAAGAUGGUGGUAAGUUGACAGUGUUCAAGGAGAUGCUGGCGGGAUGCUGUGCGGGGAUGUGCCAGGUUAUUGUCACCACACCCAUGGAGAUGCUCAAGAUCCAGCUGCAGGAUGCAGGCAGGAUAGCUGCCCAGCAGAGAGUGAUGCCCACUGUUGUAACAACUCUGAAGAUGGGCGGGACCAGCGCGGUUCUUAGCCGUUCCUAUAACACCAUCCCUGGGCCUCAAGCCAUGCGAAUUUCUGCCAUACAGAUCACCAGAGAGCUGCUGAGGACCAAGGGUGUUACAGGACUCUACAGGGGUCUUGGGGCCACAUUGAUGAGGGACAUCCCAUUCUCUGUUGUGUACUUCCCUCUCUUUGCACAUGUGCACCAGCUUGGCCAGCAUUCAUCUGACGACCCAUCCGUCCCUUUCUAUUGGUCCUUUUUAUCUGGCUGCUUGGCUGGAUCCAUUGCCGCUGUGGCUGUCAGUCCUUGUGAUGUGGUCAAAACAAGGCUCCAGUCACUCAGAAAAGGAACUAAUGAAGAAACCUACAGUGGCGUGGUGGACUGUAUCAGGAAGAUCCUGAGAAAAGAGGGUCCUGGAGCUUUCCUCAAGGGAGCUACUUGCCGGGCCCUUGUCAUAGCCCCACUCUUUGGCAUUGCACAGGUUGUGUACUUUGUGGGUGUUGGAGAGUUCCUGCUGGGGUACACACCCUACAACAUCUGCUCUGCAUAAAAAAAAGCUGUUUCCAACCUUUGCCGGUUUAUUAAAUUACAGCAGCUAUGCCCUGAGCGUAGCAAUG